GGGGGAGUGAGCAUGCGCAGCAGCUCCGGGGAGGGCGGGGGAGGUGGGGACCCGUGCGCGCGCGCACGAUCGGCCCGGGGCGACCGCGGGUGGAGGGGGCGGUUCCUCGAGUGUCGGCGGCAGGAGGGUUGGCAGGCUGGCGGCAGGUGCUGCCGCGGCCGGCGCCGCCGCCGCCUCCUCCUAGUCCCGGGUCUGCUCGUCCUCUCGCGGUGAUGAGCUGAGCCCCGUCGGGGGCUGCACCUGCCGGCUGCCCAUCACCCCGGACCUCCCGGCGUGACCUCGGCCUCCUCGCGUGCCCGGCCCCCGCGGCGCCGAGCUGCCCCUGAGAGGGAGCGGCAGCGGCCUCCUCCGACCCGAGUCCUCGCUCGGGGGCCGCGCGGGGAGAGCGCCCGGCCCCCUCCCCUCCCCAGUCCGCCGUCCUCGAUGUCUCCCCGGCGGGGAGGGGGCUGCCUGGGAGACGCGCGGAGCGGCACCCCCCGGAGGCCCGUCGGUGGCAGCAGCAGCGACCAGCCCGGCGACCCGAAGCCUCCCCCUGCGGCGGCGGCGGCCUGGAGGAGCCGCGCACCCGCCGCCGUCCCCGGAGCCUCGCAGCCGCCGCCGCCCGGCGCCGGAGGAGAGGGCGGCGGGCGCCCCCCAGGGAAGAUGAAGGCGGAGGGGGGCGACCACUCCAUGAUCAACCUGUCGGUGCAGCAGGUCCUGAGCCUCUGGGCCCAUGGGACGGUGCUGAGGAACCUUACGGAGAUGUGGUACUGGAUCUUCCUCUGGGCUCUCUUCUCCUCUCUGUUUGUCCACGGUGCUGCAGGAGUGUUGAUGUUCGUGAUGCUACAGAGGCAUCGGCAGGGGAGAGUAAUCUCUGUCAUUGCAGUCAGCAUCGGCUUUCUGGCUUCCGUGACUGGAGCAAUGAUUACUAGUGCAGCAGUCGCCGGCAUUUACCGAGUGGCAGGGAAGAACAUGGCCCCCUUGGAAGCACUGGUGUGGGGUGUUGGACAGACCGUACUGACGUUAAUCAUCUCCUUUUCCAGGAUUCUCGCCACACUCUGAGGUUUCUGUGGGCAUGUCUUACUUCACAUAAGGAAGCAGAUGUACAGAUCCUCUGAAAAUGGCAUUGUUAGCAAGUGGGAAUGAAAUUGUACAAGGAUGUGGAAGGAGCAGGUCAAAACAUAAGGCCUUGAGCUGUGUGGGAAGAUUGCCCUCUGGUGUUCAAGUGAUUGCACUACCGCACUGCACCUUACGUGCCUCCGUCCCAGGCAAGGCGCACGACACUACGUGAAGCUACAAGAAAAAGCACCUUGUUUAGCUGCCAAUCAGGUUACCACUGGCGUUGAAUCACCGUUCUUAACAGUGUUGUGUUAAGUUACAGGGACGUUUUGAAGAAUUGACAUAUGUGCCAAACUCUUUUCUUUUUUUAACAUUGAUCACGUGAAAUUUGCAAGUGUAGAUGUAGAUGAGUGCUGUGAACGUAUUUGACAUGAAUUCAGGUGGUGUAGUGAGAUUUUUGUUUCGUAAUGCUAAAUCCCGUAUGAGUGCUGAAUACCGAAUCAUUUAAUAUGAGACAAAUUAUUUGAUUUUUAAUGCUGAACGUUUCUGGGAUUUAGGGCUUUCAUAUAAAUUAGGCAUUAUUGUUACUUACUUUACGUGAAAAAUAAUACUUAAUGGAAAACUGCUGAACUCUUUUAAGGACUCAAAGUAGAUCUAUAGGGUGCAUCCUUUUCACUCACUUAAGUAACACUCCUUUACUAGUUUCCCUCAUACAUAAACGUCCUAUUGAUAUGAAUUAAAACACUUUAUGGGUCAUACACAUUGAUUGUAGCUUGUGUGUCACAAAAGUGUAAUUUGAAAAUUUUCUUAUAAAUUUUGUAAGAAAUCUGAAAUGCACGUUGCAUUCUUGACCCUUCUAAAGAAAGUUUUUGCCAUGUAUCUCAUGGAGAAAACAUCUUUACAACUAGUAUCUCAGUGGGAUUAUAUUACUUGUUGCAUAUAUCUUGAUUUUUGACAAAACAUAAGCAGUCUUUCAUUCUGGAGUAUUAACUGUAUUUAAAGAGUGGCCUAAAUUAGGCUAUGAAAACAAGAAGCCUCAUUUGUAGAUAAGAAACAUAGAGGAAGAGUAAUAAACUAUCUUACUUUGGGUAUGUGGUAGCAUCAUAAUUUCUCUAAGUAAAAAUUGGGGAAUAUAGUAAAUAAUUAUAAAAUUUGGCAACAAAUCUCAGCAUAUCAAUACAGUAUUGAAUGCAUAUUUGAGUUAUUCAUUUCAGUUGUUCAGCUCUUGUUUUAUGCUGUUAUGUAAGUUUACUAGAAGCUGGGAUGACAUUUAUUAGAAUGAAAAAAUCCUUAGAGGUUUUAAGAGGUUUUGGCAAUAUGUAAUUGUAUUUAAGAGUACAAGAAGUAAGGGCAACACAAAACCUGGUGGAGUUUGUCUCCUACUGAGAUUUUUUUAAUACCAGGUACAAUUAUAUAUAUGCUAACUCAAAGGAAGAGCCAACUGCAGAAAAUAUGAAGUUAAGGACAAUCCAAAAAAUAAUCUGCAUACUCUAGCCUCACUGUUUUAUAAUCUAAUUUGGAAAAACAUAAGUUUCUAUUAGGUUCCA
Molecule: messenger RNA, 2585 nt
Organism: Kogia breviceps (pygmy sperm whale)
Lineage: Eukaryota; Metazoa; Chordata; Mammalia; Artiodactyla; Physeteridae
Gene: TMEM170B
Product: transmembrane protein 170B
Biological process (GO): negative regulation of canonical Wnt signaling pathway
Cellular component (GO): plasma membrane
Source: RefSeq, a predicted model, not a curated record